Molecule: messenger RNA, 1115 nt
Organism: Fundulus heteroclitus (mummichog)
Lineage: Eukaryota; Metazoa; Chordata; Actinopteri; Cyprinodontiformes; Fundulidae
Exons: 9
Coding region: 153-1061 (302 amino acids)
Source: RefSeq, a predicted model, not a curated record
CAAAGGUGAAACCAUAGCAUUCGUGUAACAGUAAAGAAUUAAUGUUUAAUUGUAAACACUCGGAGAGAUGGUGGCCAUACUUCUCUGGGCUAUCCAGCUGUGACGCUGUAAUAGAGCCGAGAAAUUAAUCUGCCGAGGAGGAAGCAGCAAACAUGUUCCCUGGCGCUCGCCUUGCGGUUCAGAGUGUUUCCCCUCCGGAGAGGUUUUCCACCACCUACAGCACAGACUACAGUGGGCCGUGGCUGAAGCCCAGAAGUGAAGCUAGGCCUGGAUUCACCGGCUCCCUUCAGUCUAAAACGUUGCCUGUGUUGCUUCAACACCUCUGCAUCACGCGCAUAGACAACAAUGGCUCCGCUGUCGGCUCUCAGCCUCCGUCCGGUUGCCCUCUUCCUGCCUUAUCGACGUCAGGCGGCAGCUUACCUCUGUCGUUUUCUGGGGAAGUCAUGAACGCUGACUCUCAGGACGGAGAGGUCGCACUGCAAGUACCGGGAGCCGGGACUGGACUUUCAUUCGGCCUUACGGGUGAAGGUCUGUGGCAGAACGUUUGUGAUCAUACGGUCUGUUUUCUUCUGCCAGCAGCAAACCUGUUGGGGCAGCAGAAGGUUGAGCCCAACAGGAACGACGAUGUUCGCUACGAAGAGGGUAUGAUUCUGUUAACGUCGUACAAAGGUCCCAUCGGCUGUGAGGAGCUGCUGCAGCUUUUGCAGAAGGAGCCCAGAGCACCUCACCUCCUCCCUCUCCCACUGGCCUCGACUCCUUUUAUCAGACUGAGUCAAAACACAGAUGCAGGAACCGGUGAGAAGUGCUUGAGCCUCCCGGGCCGGGCUGGUACCCUGCAGAGCAGCGCUUUCCUCCAGCCUUCCCUCACACUCUGCAGUUACAGUGGGUGGAAAUCUGAGCUUGCUUUGAGCUGCUACUGCGGGUCCCAAAGCGGCACCCCUCGCGGCUGCCAUAAGUGCUUCAGGCCCCAGGCUGCUGCGGCGCAGGCCGGCGGGAAGCCGCCGCCGCUGACCGAGUAUCAGGCCAGCUACGCCGCUCAGUGGGCCGGGCCUAAGAUCUGAACGCCGUCGUCCUCCUAGUGGCAGAAGCUGCCGCCAAUACACCGCUGAUGAAAG